Enterospora canceri is the source of this 588-nucleotide messenger RNA. Lineage: Eukaryota; Fungi; Microsporidia; Enterocytozoonidae. The record is from the annotation of a GenBank genome assembly.
AUGGAUACGGUAGAGAAGCAGAAUGGAAUGAAGUUGUUCUACAAAUACACGUUUGAGGACGUAAAGGUGAACGAUGAGUCGCUGAAGGCGCAUAUCAACAUCGCUAAGGUGUGUAUUGUCCCACACACGGCCACGAAGGAUGACCUGGGACACUUUGGUAAGAACAAUACGUCAAUUGUAGAGCGAUUUGUGGCACAUCUCAUGCAACAUGGUAGAAACUCAGGAAAGAAGAGACUUGCAAUCAAAUUGUUCAAGAAGGCAUGUGAGAUCAUGGAGAAGCGUGGAGUGAACCCAAUUCAGGCACUUGUUGAUGCCGUGAUAAAUGCGGGCCCACGUGAGAUUUCUGCUCGAGUUGGAAAGGGUGGAGCCAUGAAGAGGACUUCUGUUGAUGUGAGUCCAUUCAAGCGCGUAAACAAGGCACUUCAGUUUCUGUCUGAUGGAAUCAGAAGCAGUGCAUUCAACAACAAGAAGCAGAAUAUGCCUGAGAUCAUGGCUAAUGAAAUAAUGAAUGCAGCUGCAAAUCAGCAGACAUCGUAUGCUGUGAAGAAGAAGGAGGAAGUUGAGAGGAUUGCGAAGUCAAACAGAUAA